Molecule: messenger RNA, 936 nt
Organism: Moneuplotes crassus
Lineage: Eukaryota; Ciliophora; Spirotrichea; Euplotida; Euplotidae
Source: the annotation of a GenBank genome assembly
CUUUGCAAGCCAAGCAUUCGUUGACACACUGAUAAUAAAAUGCAUGGAGCCUGAUAAGGAGUAUAAAUGGGCAAAAGAUUAUGUCAAAGACCAUUUAUUCACACAAAAAGUGCCGUUGACUCCAGCUGCUAAUCUUGUUAAUAAUAUUUAUUUGAACAAUCAGAAUGCGAUAAACAAGAUGUAUUCUACUCCUAAUAAAUCAAAGGAAAAAUACUAUACUCCUCAAAUGAAGAGACCUCUUAACCUGGGUAAAAUAAAGAUUGAUAAAAUUCCUAAAAGGAGGAAGAGCAAGUAAAUAUUCUGAGUACAAUUUCAAUAAAAAACCUUCAGGAAUUAAUCUUUCACAAGAUCCUAGCUCGAUAAAACCUCUGAGGAUGGCUGAAAGAAAAGAUAGCCAGAAGAUUAAAAUUGUUGACCAAAAUUUCCCCACCAAAGGUUAUACAAACAAUAGGACUAUCAAACCACCAAUUUACCCAAAACUGAAGAAGAAAUUUAUCAAAACUGAUCAAGAGACUUUACCAUCUGUGCAUAAGAAACAUCAUAAAUAAAAGGAAAUAUUACUCGCUCAAGGACCAUAAUGGGGAGAAAAUUAUGAAAAUUCAGAAGAAAGCACUUGAGAAGUUAAAGCAUGAAUGGAAUUAUAAGAGAUCUACAAAUCUACUAAUGAUGUACAACAUGAACACGAUAGACUACAUCACAAAGCAACUUGCCAAUGAUAGAAAGGUGAUGAAGAGAGGCCUGAAAGUCAUGAAUAUGAAAUACAUCAAUCCUGAAGACCACCAUCCAAAGAAGAGAGCUAUGGAAAUCAAAGAAAGAUAUCAAGAUUACCAUUUCUUGGAUAAUCAUCAAAGAUCAAGAACUCUUGAUGAACAGGAUAGCUUGAUGGUCCAUCCCUAUUCAGGACAGUCUCUGUAUGGAGGUUCUUCAGAUUUCUAA